Chenopodium quinoa (quinoa) is the source of this 885-nucleotide messenger RNA. Its product is annotated as myb-like protein A. The transcript has a single exon. NCBI's taxonomy places the organism in Eukaryota, Viridiplantae, Streptophyta, Magnoliopsida, Caryophyllales, Amaranthaceae. The coding region runs from base 1 to 885 and encodes 294 amino acids. The record is from RefSeq and is a predicted model, not a curated record.
AUGUGCCCCAAUGUUCCUUGUGAUGGAAUUGAAAAUGAGCAUGUGAAUUAUGUUGGUAAUCAUAAUUUUGAACCUAGAUUUGAGGUUAAAAGAAAUGUUAGAAAUAGGAAUUAUCACAACCAAGUGAACUAUGAUAAUUAUAAUCAAAGUGGUGGUUGUAGAAAUCAUGGAGUCCAAGAGAUUCGUGGCGGCUAUAACAAUUAUGGUAAUAAUGGUCAAAGUCAUGGCGGAGGGCAUGGGGAUCAUAACCGAGGUUAUGGUAACCAUAGUCAACAUCAUGGCCAAAAUCAAGCUAGGGAUAAUUGGAAUAAUCAAAGUAGGGGAAAUUUUCAACCUAAUGUUCAAAGAGGUACCCCACUUGGAUCCAUUCCAAAUACUCAAGGCCCAAGUGAUAAUUUCCAUGAUCAACCAUUUUCUUCUAGGAGUUUCUUGGAAGAGGUUUUUGAGAAACAAGCCAAUUUACUAGAAUGUUACAUGGCCGUGAAUGAUGAGAAGUUUAUUGACAUGUUGAUUCAAAAUAAGGAGUUAGGAACCCGACUUUCUCAAUUGGCUAGUGACUUUAAGGAAUUUAAGAAUUCUUCUUCUUCUUUGACUUCAUUGAACUUAGAUUCUAAGAACCCUAUGGAUGCAAUUGUCACUAGGAGUGGCAGGGUCCUUGAGAGUGGAGUACCUAAGAAGAGUGAUGCUAGAGAGAGUACUAGCAAGAGCCCGAUUGAGAUUGAAGGACAUGAGAGUCCCAUAAUUGAGAAAAUUGAGGAGGAACAAGUAGAAAGAGUGAAAGAGAAAGAGAAAGAACUUUACAAGCCCAAGCUCCCUUAUCCCCAAAAGUAUAAUAGGCACAAAUUGGAUGAGAAAUUUGGAAAAUUCAUAGAGAUUCUUUAUUAA